CAGAAGCAGCAUGGCAGCUGGGGGCAGGAAUUUCGGUCAGUUCAUUGGGUGGUGUAAUUCAAAGGGUCCAGUAGAGCUGGUGGGCCUGAUCACAGAAGAACACAUUUUCAAUUGGUGGUUUGUGUUCUUAAGUAGAUACAGGAAUUUGGAUAAUUCUUUUUUUUUUUUUUUGAUAAUUCUUAAUGAAGCUAAGCUUUCUGCAGGAUUUUUCCCUAAAUAGUGUUAUAUUCUUUUAAUUGCAUACUUUGGCAGCAAUUGCUUGGACUGAAGUAGCUUGGGAGAGAAGGCACUUCAAAAAACCAAAUUUCUUUCAAGAUUUCUUUCGUUUCCAGACUUCUAUACACUUGAUUGAGUGCCCUGUGUUACCCAGUAACUCAGCUGUAUCAUCGACUAAUGUAUGGCAGUAAGAUUGUUAUUCCUAGUUUGGAAAUUUUUUAAAAAUUCCCUAUCAUUAAUUAACUCUACUUAAGUCACUUUAUAAGAAAUGAGCUUCUCUUUGCAAGCAAACCCCCAUUACUCCUCUUCUUGUUCCUUCCACUUUUGACCCACUUUUGAAAUAAAAAAGAAAGCCAUUGCUUUUGCUGAGGCAUUUGUGUAACUCUACAAAGCUCUGAGAAAAUCCUCAUUUUGUGAGAAAUUUUAUUUUUUUCUUUUGUCACAUUUUAAUUUCCUGUGAUUGAAAAACCAAGUUAAAUUACCAUGCUUGAUGGUAUUUUAACAUUACCUGUAUUACCUGUACAUUUAAGUACAAAAUAUUGGAACUGGCUUUUCACAGGAUGAUAGGCAGGAGUUUGCUUUCAGGUAAAACCAAGAGGAUCUAUGUCUUUUUGAGGAGUUGUGUCCAGUUUUCAUUUCCUCUUGAACUGUCGAUUUGGCCUGGGGAGGCUGCACCAUUUAAUUUUGAGAAUUCACAAGGAGCUGGUGACUGAGGCUGCUUUACCCAGAAGCAUAUUGGCAGAAUACAGGCAGACACAGGAGCCUGAAGAAUGAUGAAAAUGGAAACUGCUCAGGGGAAGGAAUUGAAUUCCCUACAACAAACUUAUAUGAACUGGAAAGCCGUGUUUUGACUGAUCAUUGGUCCAUCCCUUACAAGAGAGAAGAAUCACUAGGCAAAUGCUUGUUGGCGUCUACCUACCUUGCAAGACUUGGUCUUUCCGAGUCUGAUGAGAAUUGUAAAAGAUUUAUGGAUAGGUGUAUGCCUGAAGCAUUUAAAAAGCUCCUAACAUCAAGUGCUGUUCACAAGUGGGGUACUGAAAUUCAUGAAGGGAUCUACAACAUGUUGAUGCUUUUAAUAGAACUGGUUGCAGAGAGAAUAAAACAAGAUCCAAUUCCCAUUGGUCUCCUGGGUGUGCUUACAAUGGCUUUCAAUCCUGAUAAUGAAUACCAUUUUAAAAACAGAAUGAAAGUGUCUCAAAGGAAUUGGGCAGAAGUGUUCGGAGAGGGAAACAUGUUUGCUAUCUCACCUGUAUCUACUUUCCAAAAGGAACCUCAUGGAUGGGUUGUGGAUUUGGUAAACAAGUUUGGAGAAUUGGGUGGAUUUGCAGCAAUUCAAGCUAAGCUCCGUUCAGAAGAUAUAGAACUUGGGGCAGUCUCAGCAUUGGUGCAGCCCUUAGGGGUGUGUGCAGAGUACCUCAAUUCCUCAGUGGUUCAGCCUAUGCUAGACCCGGUCAUCCUUACUACAAUCCAGGAUGUGCGGAGUGUGGAGGAAAAGGACCUCAAAGACAAGAGAUUGGUUAGUAUCCCUGAGCUCUUAUCUGCCAUCAAGUUACUUUGCAUGCGCUUCCAACCAGAACUGGUGACCGUAGUGGACGACCUUCGAUUAGACAUCCUACUGCGCAUGCUGAAAUCACCCCAUUUUAGCGCUAAAAUGAAUUCCCUCAAAGAAGUAACCAAACUAAUAGAAGAUAGCACUUUAUCCAAAUCUGUGAAGAAUGCUAUAGAUACAGACAGAUUGUUAGAUUGGCUAGUUGAAAACUCAGUUCUGUCAAUUGCACUGGAAGGCAACAUAGACCAAGCGCAGUACUGUGAUCGUAUAAAGGGAAUUAUUGAACUCUUGGGCAGUAAAUUAUCUUUAGAUGAACUCACUAAAAUUUGGAAGAUACAGUCAGGACAAUCAUCUACUGUGAUCGAGAAUAUUCAUACUAUUAUUGCUGCAGCAGCUGUCAAGUUUAAUUCAGAUCAGCUCAAUCAUUUGUUUGUUCUCAUUCAGAAGAGCUGGGAGAUUGAGAGCGAUCGAGUAAGACAGAAGCUAUUGAGCCUGAUUGGACGGAUAGGCCGGGAAGCUCGCUUUGAGACCACUUCUGGAAAGGUGUUAGAUGUACUCUGGGAACUGGCUCAUCUUCCAACACUGCCCAGCAGCCUCAUUCAGCAAGCUUUGGAUGAACACCUGACAAUCCUUAGUGACGCAUAUGCAGUGAAAGAAGCGAUCAAGAGGAGCUACAUCAUCAAGUGCAUAGAAGAUAUUAAAAGGCCUGGAGAAUGGUCAGGUUUGGAAAAAAAGAAGGAUGGAUUCAAGGUGCUUGAUUCAGAUGUGUUCCUAAAGUACCUCCUUAGACAAACAGUGAAUGGGCAGCAAGGUGGGCUGACUGGGGAUUAUGUCUCCCUGCCAGGCUCCACAGAAACUAAGCAAAGGUCAUCUCAACUUAACAAUCCCCAGUUUGUAUGGGUGGUACCAGCUUUGCGUCAGCUCCAUGAAAUCACCCGUUCAUUCAUAAAACAAACCUAUCAAAAGCAAGACAAGAGCAUUAUUCAAGACUUGAAGAAAAAUUUUGAAAUAGUGAAAUUGGUAACGGGAAGUUUGAUAGCCUGUCAUCGGCUUGCAGCAGCCAUGGCUGGACCUGGAGGCUUGACUGGUUCAACACUAGUGGAUGGCCGAUACACUUACCGGGAGUAUUUAGAAGCCCAUCUAAAAUUUCUGGCAUUUUUCUUGCAAGAAGCUACUCUGUAUUUGGGUUGGAAUCGUGCCAAGGAAAUCUGGGAGUGUCUUGUGACUGGCCAGGAUGUUUGUGAAUUAGAUAGAGAGAUGUGUUUUGAAUGGUUUACAAAAGGGCAACAUGACCUUGAGAGUGAUGUUCAGCAGCAGCUCUUCAAGGAGAAGAUUCUUAAAUUGGAAUCAUAUGAAAUCACUAUGAAUGGUUUUAACUUAUUUAAGACUUUUUUUGAAAAUGUGAAUCUCUGUGAUCAUCGAUUGAAAAGACAAGGAGCUCAGUUGUAUGUAGAAAAGCUGGAAUUGAUAGGAAUGGAUUUCAUUUGGAAAAUAGCCAUGGAAUCACCUGAUGAAGAAAUUGCAAAUGAAGCUAUUCAAUUAAUCAUAAACUAUAGUUACAUUAAUCUAAAUCCUAGGUUAAAGAAGGAUUCUGUAUCAUUGCAUAAGAAAUUCAUUGCUGAUUGCUAUACAAGAUUAGAAGCAGCCAGUUCAGCACUUGGCGGCCCCACUCUAACACAUGCUGUGACCAGAGCAACAAAAAUGCUUACAGCAACUGCCAUGCCAACUGUAGCAACAUCAGUUCAGUCUCCAUAUAGAUCCACUAAACUUGUAAUCAUUGAGAGAUUGCUGCUUCUGGCAGAACGCUAUGUGAUCACUAUAGAGGAUUUUUACUCUGUUCUACGAACUAUUCUACCUCAUGGUGCCUCAUUUCAUGGACAUCUUCUAACGCUUAAUGUUACUUAUGAGUCUACCAAAGAUACCUUUACUGUAGAGGCUCACAGUAAUGAAACCAUAGGGAGUGUCCGGUGGAAGAUAGCCAAGCAGUUGUGCUGUCCUGUGGAUAAUAUACAGAUAUUUACAAAUGAUAGUCUGCUGACAGUAAAUAAAGAUCAAAAGUUACUCCACCAGCUGGGCUUUUCUGAUGAACAGAUGCUUACGGUGAAAACUUCAGGCAGCGGGACCCCAUCCGGGAGCUCCGCAGAUUCCUCCACCAGCUCCAGCAGCAGCAGCAGUGGAGUUUUUAGUUCAUCAUAUGCCAUGGAGCAGGAGAAAUCCCUUCCUGGUGUUGUGAUGGCACUUGUGUGUAAUGUAUUUGACAUGCUUUACCAGCUUGCCAAUCUAGAGGAGCCAAGGAUAACUCUACGAGUACGGAAGCUUCUGCUCUUAAUACCCACUGAUCCAGCCAUUCAGGAAGCCCUUGACCAACUGGAUUCUUUAGGAAGAAAGAAAACAUUGCUGUCUGAAACAAGCUCUCAGUCUUCAAAAUCUCCAUCCCUCUCUUCAAAGCAGCAGCACCAGCCAAGUGCCAGCUCAAUUCUAGAGAGUCUCUUUCGAUCUUUUGCUCCAGGAAUGUCCACCUUUCGAGUGCUUUACAACUUAGAAGUUCUAAGCUCCAAACUCAUGCCAACAGCUGAUGAUGACAUGGCAAGAAACUGUGCAAAAUCCUUCUGUGAGAACUUCCUCAAAGCAGGAGGUUUGAGUUUGGUUGUAAAUGUCAUGCAGAGGGACUCCAUCCCAUCAGAAGUCGACUAUGAAACAAGGCAGGGAGUUUAUUCUAUCUGUCUACAACUUGCAAGAUUUUUACUUGUUGGACAAACAAUGCCCACGUUAUUAGAUGAAGACAUUGCCAAAGAUGGUAUAGAGGCACUUUCUUCUCGCCCAUUCCGAAACGUUAGCCGGCAGACCAGCAGGCAGAUGUCCCUAUGUGGUACCCCAGAAAAGUCGUCCUACCGACAGUUGUCAGUGUCUGAUAGGUCUUCUAUUAGGGUGGAGGAAAUCAUUCCUGCUGCACGAGUUGCAAUACAAACAAUGGAAGUAAAUGAUUUCACUUCCACUGUGGCUUGUUUCAUGAGACUGUCGUGGGCUGCUGCUGCAGGACGACUUGACCUUGUUGGGAGUAGCCAACCAAUAAAAGAAAGUAAUUCUCUGUUUCCUGCUGGAAUUCGAAACAGGCUCAGCAGUUCAGGAAGCAAUUGCAGCUCUGGAAGUGAAGGAGAGCCAGUCGCCCUGCACGCAGGCAUCUGUGUGCGCCAGCAGUCCGUGUCCACCAAAGACUCCCUGAUUGCUGGCGAGGCUCUGUCUCUCCUGGUUACCUGCCUACAGCUUCGGAGCCAACAGCUGGCAUCUUUCUAUAACUUGCCCUGUGUUGCUGAUUUUAUCAUCGAUAUUCUGCUUGGAUCGCCAAGUGCUGAGAUUCGCCGUGUUGCCUGUGAUCAACUGUAUACUCUUAGUCAGACAGAUACUUCAACUCAUCCAGAUGUACAGAAGCCAAAUCAGUUUCUUCUAGGCGUGAUUCUCACAGCUCAGCUGCCUCUCUGGUCUCCAACUAGUAUUAUGAGAGGAGUCAAUCAGAGACUGUUGUCUCAGUGUAUGGAAUAUUUUGACCUGAGGUGCCAAUUAUUAGAUGAUCUGACAACUUCAGAAAUGGAGCAGUUAAGAAUCAGCCCAGCUACCAUGCUUGAAGAUGAGAUUACUUGGCUGGAUAACUUUGAACCUAAUCGCACAGCAGAAUGUGAGACCAGUGAAGCAGACAACAUCUUAUUGGCAGGACACUUACGGCUCAUUAAGACCCUUCUUUCACUCUGUGGGGCAGAAAAAGAAAUGCUUGGUUCAUCACUCAUUAAACCAUUGUUAGAUGACUUCCUUUUCCGAGCUUCUAGAAUUAUUUUAAAUAGUCAUUCUCCAGCUGGCAGUGCCGCCAUCAGUCAACAGGACUUUCAUCCAAAGUGUAGUACAGUGAAUAGCCGAUUGGCAGCCUAUGAAGUCCUUGUAAUGUUGGCUGAUAGCUCACCUUCAAAUCUUCAAAUUAUUACAAAAGAACUACUUUCCAUGCAUCAUCAACCGGACCCUGCUCUUACCAAGGAGUUUGAUUACCUCCCCCCCGUGGACAGCAGGUCCAGUGCAGGGUUUGUGGGUCUGAGGAAUGGUGGCGCCACAUGUUACAUGAACGCCGUCUUCCAGCAGCUGUACAUGCAGCCCGGUCUCCCUGAGGCGUUACUUUCAGUGGAUGACGACACUGACAAUCCAGAUGAUAGUGUAUUCUACCAAGUGCAGUCUCUGUUUGGGCAUUUGAUGGAAAGCAAGCUGCAGUAUUAUGUACCUGAGAAUUUUUGGAAGAUUUUCAAAAUGUGGAACAAAGAACUUUAUGUGAGAGAACAACAGGAUGCAUAUGAGUUCUUCACUAGCCUCAUUGAUCAGAUGGAUGAAUAUCUCAAGAAAAUGGGAAGAGACCAAAUUUUUAAGAAUACUUUUCAAGGCAUCUAUUCUGAUCAGAAAAUCUGUAAAGACUGUCCUCACAGAUAUGAGCGAGAGGAAGCUUUCAUGGCUCUCAAUCUAGGAGUUACUUCCUGUCAGAGUUUGGAAAUUUCUUUGGACCAGUUUGUUAGAGGAGAAGUUCUAGAGGGAAGUAAUGCCUAUUACUGUGAAAAGUGUAAAGAAAAGAGAAUAACAGUCAAAAGGACCUGUAUUAAGUCUUUACCUAGUGUCUUGGUCAUUCACCUAAUGAGAUUCGGAUUUGACUGGGAAAGUGGACGCUCCAUUAAAUAUGAUGAACAGAUAAAGUUUCCCUGGAUGCUAAACAUGGAGCCGUACACAGUUUCAGGAAUGGCUCGCCAAGAUUCAUCUUCUGAAGUUGGUGAAAAUGGACGAAGUAUGGAUCAGGGAGGUGGAGGGUCUCCACGAAAGAAAGUUGCCCUCACAGAAAACUAUGAACUUGUCGGUGUCAUCGUACACAGUGGGCAGGCACAUGCGGGCCACUACUAUUCCUUCAUUAAGGAUAGGCGGGGAUGUGGAAAAGGAAAGUGGUAUAAAUUUAAUGACACCGUUAUAGAAGAAUUUGACCUAAAUGAUGAGACCCUGGAAUAUGAAUGCUUUGGAGGAGAAUAUAGACCAAAAGUUUAUGAUCAAACAAAUCCAUAUACUGAUGUUCGCCGAAGAUACUGGAAUGCCUAUAUGCUCUUCUACCAACGGGUAUCUGAUCAGAACUCGCCAGUCUUACCAAAGAAAAGUCGAGUCAGCGUUGUGCGGCAGGAAGCUGAGGAUCUCUCUCUAUCAGCACCUUCUUCACCAGAAAUUUCACCUCAGUCAUCCCCUAGGCCCCAUAGGCCUAACAAUGACCGGCUCUCUAUUCUAACCAAACUGGUUAAAAAAGGAGAGAAGAAAGGACUGUUUGUGGAGAAAAUGCCUGUUCGAAUAUAUCAGAUGGUGAGAGAUGAAAACCUCAAGUUUAUGAAGAAUAGAGAUGUGUACAGUAGUGAUUAUUUCAGUUUUGUGUUGUCUUUAGCAUCAUUGAAUGCUACUAAAUUAAAGCAUCCAUACUAUCCUUGCAUGGCAAAGGUAAGCCUACAGCUUGCCAUUCAAUUCCUUUUUCAAACUUAUCUACGGACAAAGAAAAAACUCAGGGUUGACACUGAAGAAUGGAUUGCCACUAUUGAAGCAUUACUUUCAAAAAGUUUUGAUGCUUGUCAGUGGCUAGUUGAAUAUUUUAUUGGUUCUGAAGGACGAGAAUUGAUAAAGAUAUUCUUGCUGGAGUGCAAUGUGAGAGAAGUGCGAGUCGCUGUGGCCACCAUUCUGGAGAAAACCCUGGACAGUGCCUUGUUUUAUCAGGACAAGUUAAAAAGCCUUCACCAGUUACUGGAGGUACUACUUGCUCUGUUGGAUAAAGAUGUCCCAGAAAAUUGUAAAAACUGUGCUCAGUACUUUUUCCUGUUCAACACUUUUGUACAAAAGCAAGGUAUUAGGGCUGGAGACCUCCUCCUGCGGCAUUCAGCUCUGCGACACAUGAUCAGCUUUCUCCUGGGGGCCAGUCGCCAGAACAAUCAGAUACGGCGAUGGAGUUCCGCACAAGCACGAGAAUUUGGGAAUCUUCACAACACAGUGGCAUUACUUGUUUUGUAUUCAGAUGUCUCUUCCCAGAGGAAUGUUGCUCCUGGGGUAUUUAAACAACGGCCACCUAUCAGCAUUGCUCCUUCAAGCCCUCUGCUGCCCCUCCACGAGGAAGUAGAAGCCUUGUUGUUCUUGUCUGAAGGAAAACCUUACCUGUUGGAGGUGAUGUUUGCUCUGCGUGAGCUGACGGGUUCGCUCCUGGCGCUCAUGGAGAUGGUGGUGUACUGCUGCUUCUGCAACGAGCACUUCUCCUUCACUAUGCUGCACUUCAUUAAGAACCAACUAGAAACAGCUCCACCCCACGAGUUAAAGAAUACCUUCCAACUACUGCAUGAGAUACUGGUAAUUGAAGAUCCCAUACAAGUAGAGCGAGUCAAAUUUGUGUUUGAGACAGAAAAUGGACUACUAGCUCUGAUGCACCACAGUAAUCAUGUGGACAGCAGUCGCUGCUACCAAUGUGUCAAAUUUCUGGUAACUCUUGCUCAAAAGUGUCCCGCUGCUAAAGAGUACUUCAAGGAGAACUCCCACCACUGGAGCUGGGCUGUGCAGUGGCUGCAGAAGAAGAUGUCAGAACAUUAUUGGACACCGCAAAGCAAUGUCUCUAAUGAAACAUCAACUGGAAAGACUUUUCAGCGGACGAUUUCAGCUCAGGACACACUAGCGUAUGCCACCGCUUUGCUGAAUGAGAAAGAACAGUCAGGGAGCAGCAACGGGUCGGAGAGCAGCCCCGCGAAUGAGAACGGAGACAGGCACCUACAACAGGGUUCAGAAUCGCCUAUGAUGAUUGGCGAGUUAAGAAGUGACCUUGACGACGUGGAUCCCUAGAGGAGCGUGUCCGGCACACGAUGGGGAGUCACAUCGCAGUUACUGGAUGCUCAGCACCUGUUUGAACCCUUUAGAAGAACCUGGAAGUGGGCGGGAAGAGCCUGCCACGGCCUGAGGAGCGUGUGUGAGGAAAGCACUGUGGCCAGGAGUGGGGCUCUUUUGCAGGGGGAGAGCGCCGGCCUGUGGAUCAGCUGCCCCGAGGCAGAUCCGCAUGUGGGUUAACAUUUCUGUGGCGAUUUUACGAAAUAAACUGUGACAGACUUUUGUUACAUGAACAUACAACAGUGAGUGAGGGUAAAGCUGUGGCUUUCUCUACGAUGCUAUAGAAGAAAUUCUUUUGGUUUUUAUUUUUAUUUUUUUAAAGAAAUCUGCCUUUAGCUGUGUGGGGGCAAAUUUUUAAUCUUGUAGUAACAUUGAUUAGGGAUAUCAAAUUUAAGGUUAUGUAAAGAUAUGUGAUAAAAUUCCUUUCAUUGUAAAAUAGUAAAGAAUUCCGUUUACACAGACCUUUGUAUUUAAUAUGUCUCCCUAUUUGUACAGAAUUGCAGAUGGGUUUGGAUGAGAGCCCUGGGCUUAAACUUGGAUCUUGAUGAAAUAUUACCAGGAUUGAAAAUUGGGAGGUUAUUAAGCUAUUCAAGGUCUUUUUCCUGAUAUAAUUGAAGUGCUGUUCCCCAGGGCGCAUUCUUGACAUCAGUCACUAAAGAAAUCGUAAGUUAUUCCCAAAAUAAAGUUUAAAAACAGCAAAAUAAGAAGCACUUUAAGGUAUAAUUUUAUUGAGUUUAACUUCAUGAAAUCAUCUUUUUAAUGCUUGGAGACAUAUUGAAUAAACUAGUCUUAAAUCAUGUGAUCUGCAAUCAUUUAUUUGCUUUGGAUUAAAACAGUUACUGAAACCCUGGGUACUGGUUGUAUAUGAAGUUAAAUAUUUGAAUUGAGGAAUCUUUGUGAGUUUCUAAUCAUUUUAAUGCAGACAAGGAAUUUGAGACUGUUUCUCUUCAACUUGAGUGAUUAACACUGAAAAGAUAGGAGCAGGUUUUAUUUUCCCAGAAAUAACUAGGAAGCAGUUGAACAAGCAUCAUUUAGUUGGAAUUCCCAAGUGUAACACCAUUCGGGUGCCAGCUCCCCUUUGUCCCAGGGUGGGGUUGCAUAUUUAACAUUCUAUGUAUUUUGUACAUUUUGUAUUUUGAGUUGCUACACAGAUUUUCCGACCCUGUUUUGCCGUUAGCUACAUGUUCUACCUUGUCUUCAACUCACCAUGCGCAGAACUAGGGGAGCCUUAGGAAGCGCCAGGUUGCCGCUGUUAGAUUUGCCAAGUCAGAGAGGUGUGUCCAGCCCCAAGUGCCUUUGGUGGCUUCUGCAUCAUGUGACACGUGGCCGGACAGUCAGCUCUUCACUCUGCACUGUCAGCCCAGUCACGGCACUGCGGCCGACGGAGGUACUGUGCAGCCAGGCCAGUGUGUGACCCUGCACCUGCCUAAAGCUGCUGCUGACAGCUGGUAGAUGGAGGAGCCGGCUUUUAAGAGCAGAACUGUGCCCUGGCCGGCUUGGCUCAGUGGAUAGAGCGUCAGCCUGCGGACUGAAGUGUCCCAGGUUCGAUUCCGGCCAAGGGCACAUACCUGGAUUGUGGGCUCAGUCCCCAGUAGGGGGCGUGCAGGAGGCAGCUGAUCGGUGAUUCUCUCUCAUCAUUGAUGUUUCUAUCUCUCUCUCCUCCCUUCCUCUCUGAAAUCAAUAAAGAAAUAUAUUUUAAAAAAAAAAAAAGGACUGUGCCCUCAGAAAAAUGGUCAGAGGCAGUUUUAUAUGUUUCUGAUGUUCUUGCAAUUUUGAAUGUGAUGUUUUAAAACUGAUUUUGAGUAUGUGACUAUUCCAUACCCUACUGUCUUCCUUACCCUGCCCUCCCCCUUCUCCACCGCCAUCCUCACAGAAAGACUGUGGGACAUGACAUUGACAUGCCGGUGGUGAGAUGUGUGGUGACAUCAUCGCCGGCAGCUGCACUCAGGAGCCCAAAUUCAGGAGUGAAAUCGCCACUUCUAGUCCCUUAUUUCCUAUGGAAACAACGCCUUCCGCACCCCAGCACCUGCUGUCCUCACUGUAAUGCUUCGUCAGGACCGCAUCAAGAUCAUGUCACACGCUCUGUUCAUUUUGCUCUUGUUGCUGCAAUGACUGCCCCUUCCACGUAGCCAGUAACCACUUGAUUGCCAACGGCUGCAGCCUGCAAACCUGCUGAUGACUUUUUUAAUAUACAACAAAGCGACAAUGUGACGGGCUACCUUGGAAGAGUUGUCGUUUUUAUUGCCAACUUUUUUGGAUGAAGACGUUUUUAUAAAUCUUUCAAAAAGUAGGAAUUGCACAACUGACUCAAUGCUGUGUGUCCUCAAGAAGCUCCCCUGGCGAGGCCCACUGUCGAUGCUGCGUCGCACCAGAGGCAUUCUGGGAGGAAACAGAUGAGCAUCCCAGUGGGGAUGCCCGUGGGCUUCCCUCAAGGUCCCUGGCAGCAAGGACGAGUGGUAGGACCUGGAGGCCAUGUCCUGGCAAUUGCCCUGUCUUGCCCCCCUCACCCCCUGCUAACAUUGAGGUGUGUGCAGUUACCUUCUGAGCUGGAACCAGCAGACUGGAAUUGUCCUCUGCUACCUCCUGUGUACAGGAUCUUGUUUAUAAAUGUCAAAAGGAAGUAGAUGAACAGGGAAGAAUCUUACUUCUAACUGUGGCUCAUGAGUGGCAGAGUUCUUAGCUUCUAAGGGUAUAAAAUAAAUUUUUCAAAAAUGGA
Messenger RNA from Myotis lucifugus (little brown bat), 11393 nucleotides. It is a transcript of the gene USP24, whose product is annotated as ubiquitin specific peptidase 24. Gene Ontology annotation, biological process: protein deubiquitination. Gene Ontology annotation, cellular component: cytosol; nucleus. Gene Ontology annotation, molecular function: cysteine-type endopeptidase activity; cysteine-type deubiquitinase activity. The transcript is spliced from 70 exons. The record is from RefSeq and is a predicted model, not a curated record. NCBI's taxonomy places the organism in Eukaryota, Metazoa, Chordata, Mammalia, Chiroptera, Vespertilionidae. The coding region runs from base 1184 to 8635 and encodes 2483 amino acids.